Molecule: messenger RNA, 4844 nt
Organism: Acanthaster planci (crown-of-thorns starfish)
Lineage: Eukaryota; Metazoa; Echinodermata; Asteroidea; Valvatida; Acanthasteridae
Gene: ogt
Product: O-linked N-acetylglucosamine (GlcNAc) transferase
Biological process (GO): protein O-linked glycosylation
Molecular function (GO): protein O-acetylglucosaminyltransferase activity; protein binding
Source: RefSeq, a predicted model, not a curated record
UGAUGCAGUCGACUUCGACCGCCAUUUUAUUUUCGCAACCCUUUUUUCUGUGUUGGACAUCGACUAACAAAAGAGAAUCAUAUAAAAUCCUGUAUUAAUGCCUCUAAAAAUGGGUGAACCGACAUCAGCGAGUGGAACAGCAGGUCUUGCUGAAUUAGCCCACCGCGAGUAUCAAGCCGGUGAUUAUGACAAUGCAGAGAGGCAUUGCAUGCAGUUGUGGGCACAGGAGCCAGACAACACGGGGGUACUUCUGCUGCUGAGCUCAAUACACUUUCAGUGCCGGAAGCUUGACAGGUCCGCACACUUCAGUACCCUCGCCAUCAAGCAGAACCCAAUGCUAGCGGAGGCCUACUCCAACCUGGGCAACGUCUUCAAAGAGCGGGGCCAGCUGCCCGAGGCCCUGGAGAACUACAGGCACGCUGUGAGGCUAAAGCCGGACUUCAUCGAUGGCUACAUCAACCUGGCUGCAGCGCUGGUAGCGGCAGGAGACAUGGAAGGCGCUGUGACAGCAUACAUACAAGCACUGCAGUACAAUCCUGACCUCUACUGUGUCCGGAGUGACCUAGGCAACCUUUUGAAGGCACUCCACCGCCUUGAUGAAGCCAAGGCUUGCUAUCUGAAGGCCAUUGAAACACAACCCAACUUUGCCGUUGCCUGGAGCAACCUUGGCUGUGUGUUCAAUGCACAGGGAGAGAUUUGGUUGGCAAUACAUCAUUUUGAGAAGGCUGUCACGCUAGAUCCUAAUUUCCUUGAUGCAUACAUCAACCUGGGCAAUGUCCUCAAAGAAGCCCGCAUCUUUGACAGAGCUGUUGGUGCAUACCUGCGAGCACUGCAAUUGAGUCCCAAUCAUGCAGUGGUUCAUGGAAACCUCGCCUGUGUCUAUUAUGAACAGGGGUUGAUAGAUCUUGCCAUCGACACUUACCGCCGAGCCAUUGAGCUGCAGCCCCACUUUCCCGAUGCCUACUGCAACCUGGCCAAUGCCCUCAAGGAGCAAGGCAAAGUCUCGGAAGCAGAGGAGUGCUACAACACGGCACUGCAGCUCUGCCCGACCCACGCCGACUCCCUGAACAACCUGGCCAACAUUAAGCGGGAGCAGGGCCUGACAGAGGAGUCCAUCAAGCUGUACUGUAAGGCGCUGGAGGUGUACCCGGAGUUUGCCGCUGCCCAUUCCAACCUGGCCAGCGUGCUGCAGCAGCAAGGGAAGCUGCAAGAGGCAUUGGUUCACUACAAAGAGGCCAUCAGGAUUGCACCGACCUUUGCCGAUGCCUACUCCAAUAUGGGCAACACUCUCAAGGAGAUGCAGGACAUCCAAGGAGCGUUGCAGUGCUACACCAGAGCCAUCCAGAUCAACCCGGCCUUUGCUGAUGCUCACAGCAAUCUGGCCUCCAUCCACAAGGAUUCUGGCUCCAUUCCUGAGGCUAUUGCAUCCUAUAGGACAGCCCUGAAGCUAAAACCAGACUUCCCUGAUGCCUACUGCAACCUGGCCCACUGCCUACAGAUUGUGUGUGAUUGGACUGAUUAUGAACAACGCAUGAAGCAGCUUGUAACCAUCGUUGCCGACCAGCUGGAGAAGAACCGACUUCCAUCGGUCCACCCGCAUCACAGCAUGCUGUAUCCACUGUCGCCGGAAUUCCGCAAGGGCAUUGCCAGUCGUCAUGGCAACCUCUGUCUAGAGAAGAUCAAUGUACUGCACAAAGGCACAUACCAGUACCCAAAGGACCUGUCUGCCUCUAAUGGGAAGCUGAGAAUCGGCUACGUCAGCUCUGACUUCGGCAACCAUCCAACGUCUCAUCUCAUGCAGAGUGUCCCAGGCAAGCACAGUGACCAGGUUGAGGUUUUCUGUUAUGCUCUAAGCGCUGAUGAUGGCACCAACUUCCGGGCCAAGGUGGCCAAGGAGGCUGGAACAUUUGUGGAUCUGUCACAGAUUCCCUGCAACGGCAAGGCUGCAGACCGAAUCAAUGCAGACGGUGUUCAUAUCCUGGUCAAUAUGAAUGGUUACACCAAGGGUGCCCGGAAUGAAAUAUUUGCCCUUAGACCAGCACCGGUCCAGGUCAUGUGGCUUGGGUACCCUGGCACCAGUGGAGCAUCCUUCAUGGACUACCUGAUAACGGACAUGGUGACCUCCCCGAUGGACCUGUGUCAGCACUACUCGGAGAAGCUCGCCUACAUGCCCCACACGUUCUUCAUCGGGGACCACUGGAACAUGUUCCCCCACCUGCUGGACAAGAUCAUCAUCGAGUCUAAGGAUGGGCACAAGGGUGACAAUGUCGGCAUCAUCAACACGCUGGAUGUCAAGGGCUUCAUGGAGAAGGUGAAUGCUGUGGUGCCUGCCAAGCCACCAGCGACCACUGCUAAUGGAGCAACUCCAUCGGAGAAGAAUGAAAAUGCAAACGGCGACAAGCAAGCUGUCGGCUGCAACCCUCUCCAAUUUACCGCCCUGGAUAGCUCCAUUUCACAAGCGUUGAACACCAUGGUACUGCAAGGACAUGCCCAAGCUUCCAUCAAUGGAAUGAACAUCACCCAUGGACUGGCUGUCAACCAGGUACAGCCCAAAGCAGCAACUGGAGAAGAGGUCCCAACAACUCCCAUCAUCACCACCCGCUCCAUGUAUGGCAUACCAGAUGAUGCAAUCGUCUACUGCAACUUUAACCAGUUGUACAAGAUAGACCCGGCCACAUUGCAAAUGUGGGUUUCGAUCAUCAAGAAGGUUCCUAACAGUGUUCUGUGGCUCCUACGCUUCCCAGCCACUGGGGAGCCCCACUUGACCGCCACUGCCACUCGUCUGGGCAUGCCCGCCGGCCGCCUCCUCUUCUCCCCUGUGGCCUCCAAGGAGGAGCACGUCCGGCGCGGCCAGAUAGCCGACGUCUGUCUAGACACGCCGCUUUGCAAUGGCCAUACCACUGGCAUGGACGUGCUGUGGGCGGGCACGCCCAUGGUCACCCUGCCUGGCGAGACUCUUGCUUCCCGUGUUGCAGCUUCGCAGCUUCACUGCCUCGGUUGCCCCGAGCUGGUCGCAUCCUCCAGACAAGAUUAUGAGCACAUCGCCAGCAGACUUGGUACAGAUCCAGAAUUCCGCAACAAUAUGAAGAUAAAAGUGUGGAAAGGCCGGACAGACAGCCCUCUGUUCAAUGUCAAGAGCUACACUUUGGGCUUGGAGCGCCUCUUCUACCAGAUGUGGGAGAAACAAGAAAAGGGAGAUAAGGCAGACCACGUCAAGUGGAUCUCAGACAACGGUGCAUCCAGCUCAGAAAAUACCCAGUAAAAACAAUUGGCAGAGGGUUGUAUUUGGCAUUCACGGUUUUGAGAAGUAAGAUCGAGAUUGAAGAUGUUUCUUUUUCAGAACGAAACAGCCAAUAGCAAAAUUUUUUGGCAUGCAUGUUUGCUUUUGUAGAGUAGAUAAUUGACAGUGUGACAUGCUGUUUUCAGGGGCACUGUGAAAAAGUUAAGCCCCAAAAUGUCAAUCCAAUGUGCUAAGGUCUGUUCAAGCCAGAAUAGCAAGUACUGUAGGACCCAAUGCCCAAACACUUGUGUGCCAGUUGAUUGCUCAUACACCUUAAAAAAAACCAUUUUCAUGUGUGACUAUCAAUACCAGAAGGUUUUGCUGCUGCGAAACAGUUACUCCCAUACCUGCCAACCAUUUCAAUUUAAACAGAAGAGCCCAAAUUUUUAGGUGUUCGGACUGCAAAACUCGCGACAUUCUGAAUUCUGUAGAAAGAAAAAAUACAAAGGUCCUUCAAAAGAGGAUACUAUUUGCAGAGCAAAGAGGGCAGUAUUUGUUGUCAAAAUGACAGUUAUUGCACAUGUAAACUUAUGUACAUGUAAACAGCUUCUCUGUGGGGCUGCUUGUUUCUCUGUGGGCUCGUAAAAUGGAUAGUCCAAUUUCUAACUUCAGUGAUGGCAGGUAAUUCACUUGUUUGGUUUACUUGCUGUUGAAAAGCAUAUGGUGAAAAAUUGCACGUGUAAUUAAUUUGGCUAAGCGCACUGUAAAUAGCUAUUCAUGUACAUUUAUUUAGUUUGAUUCGAGUUUACUCACACUCUAACAGUCAAUCAAGAUGGGGGAAAACACCACUUGCCUUAUCUUUUUUAAUCCCAUUUGCUAGAAGUUAAACAUUGGUUUUAAUCAGUUAACAUAAUCUGUUUCAGUAAAUUUUGUAUAUAAAUGUAUUUUCAGAACAUGUGGUUCGAUUUAAUUUUUUUUUCUUUCCUUGGGUAUAAAAGUGAGGAAGUGAUUCCGAUGUUAGCAUGUAAAGCAUAUGUGAUGUUGCACAGAAGAGUCGGUUAAAAAAAUGAAAAUGGAGGCUCAUGUGGUUCACUGGAAUGUAAAUAAGAGGUAUAAAUAUAUACUGGAAUCCGAAUGGAUAUGUACAAGAUGGAGGAUGGUAGGGAUUUAACCAAAACGUGUUUUCUCCUAAUGAUUUUAACCAGUAGUUGAAGUUGUGAAGAAUUAAUGAGGGUUCCCCAUAUUUAUUGAGCUUUUGUUUUUGGAGAGUUCUUGCACCUCAAUGAGGCGUACAUUUUGUUGUCAACUAUCUCCUAUCUCCUUUCAUUUUAAAGUCUUAGCAAGUUGACAUUGAAUUAUGUUAAUCCCUCAAAUGGAUAAUGCAAUGCACCUGUACACCCGUAAUUCUCAUCGUCGUCCAAUAUUUCUGUGUUGGGAUCGGGACGCAGCGAAACUGAAUGGUCGUCUGUCAAAGGCUUUUGUAUUGAAAUCAGUACUUGCUUAUUUCGCUGUUGAAAAAAAAAAGAUGGUAAUCAAAAAAUGUCAUUUAACAAGGCCCACCUAAGAUAUAGUCUUGCAUAAUGCUUCUUGAUUAAAAAGUUACAUAUUAUAUCCCAAAUGAUGA